Trichosurus vulpecula (common brushtail) is the source of this 939-nucleotide messenger RNA. Its product is annotated as olfactory receptor 4F6-like. Gene Ontology annotation, cellular component: membrane. NCBI's taxonomy places the organism in Eukaryota, Metazoa, Chordata, Mammalia, Diprotodontia, Phalangeridae. The transcript has a single exon. Bases 1 to 939 code for a protein of 312 amino acids. Gene Ontology annotation, molecular function: olfactory receptor activity; G protein-coupled receptor activity. Gene Ontology annotation, biological process: G protein-coupled receptor signaling pathway. The record is from RefSeq and is a predicted model, not a curated record.
AUGGAUGGAUCAAAUGAGUCUGCGGUGUAUGAAUUUGUUCUGUUGGGACUCGCAAGUUCUCAGGAGAUGAGAGUUUCUCUGUUUCUGUUCUUCUCAGUGUUUUAUGUGGCAAGCAUGUUAGGAAACCUCCUUAUUGUACUGACAGUUAUUGCUGAUGCCCGAUUACACUCACCCAUGUACUUUCUGCUGGCUAACCUCUCUUUCAUUGACACAUGUGUUUGCAGUAUUGCAACCCCUAAGAUGAUUUCUGAUCUCUUCAGAAAGCGCAAAGUCAUCUCUUGGAAUGGCUGCAUUACCCAGAUGUUCUUUAUUCACACUGUUGGGGGUACUGAGAUGGUGCUCCUUAUAGUAAUGGCCUUUGAUCGAUACAUUGCAAUAUGUAAGCCUCUUCACUACCUGAUCAUUAUGAGCUUGAGAAGGUGCAUCUUGCUUUUGAUGGUGUCUUGGAGUAUUGGCUUUAUACACUCUAUGAUGCAAUUGGCUUUUGUUGUAAAUUUACCUUUCUGUGGCCCUAAUAAAGUAGAUAGUUUUUAUUGUGAUUUUCCGAGGUUCAUCAAACUUGCAUGCAUGGAUACCUAUAGACUGGAGUUCUUGGUCACUGCUAACAGUGGCUUCAUCUCCAUGGGCACUUUCUUUGCAUUGAUUGUUUCUUACAUCUUCAUACUGGUCACUGUUCGUAAACACUCUCCAGGUGGUUCAUCCAAAGCCCUCUCCACCCUGUCAGCUCACAUCACAGUAGUGAUCUUUUUCUUUGGUCCAUGCAUCAUUGUCUAUGUAUGGCCAUUCCCCACAUUGCCAAUAGAUAAGUUUCUUGCCAUCUUUGAUGCACUUAUCACUCCUUUUAUGAAUCCUGUCAUCUAUACAUUCAGGAAUAAAGAGAUGAAGGUAGCAAUGAGGAAGCUGUUCAGUAACAUCACGAGUUCCAGGAAGUUGUCUUAA